CAUUUCUUGCAGCCCCACCCUUAGCGUUUGAAAUACAAAUGCAAAAUCCAAACAAGUAGGGAGAGGGAGAGGGAGAGGGAGAAUCCAGGAUCUACAUACCCCAUUUCUCUCAGCAGAACCAAUCAUGCCAUCAGGUUCAAAGAAGAGAAAAGCUGCAAAGAAAAAGAAGGAAAAGGACGCCAACAACUCCACAACUCACUCUCAUGGAGAUGAAGAUCUGAAAGUCCAUGAUGAGAAAGAGAGUGAUGGAGGAGAGGGUAACUCUCCUGCAUCACAGGACCACCAUAACCACCAGCAUCGAUUUACUGAGGGAGAAGAGGAGGGGAUGGAGCAGAGAGAGGACAUUUCAUCUGUUAGAUCAAUGGUCACCGAGAAUGAAUCCAUGGUAGGAGUUAACAGCAAUGGAGACAGUACAGAGGAAGUGGCGAUGAAGGAGAACAAUGCUCAAAUUGAUUGGGAGUUGAAGCAUGAGGCUGAUUCUGACAGCAAGAACGGUAGUAUUGAGUAUGUUGAGUCUGUGAAGGAAUCACAUGGUGGACGAAUGUCUCAUGAUGGUGGGAGGUCCAGCAGCAGCAGCAGUAGUUCGGACGAUGAGUCUCAUGUUGUUGAUAAAAACAUAGUGGUGAUAGAAUACAGGGAAUCAAAAGAGAAUGCUCUUAAUUCGGUUGCAGAAUCGGAUGCUUUUGAGGAUGUAGUAAAAAUAGCUGGUUUGCCUGAAAUAACUCCUGUUACUGAUGGUGUUUUGGUUAUUGAGGAUUAUAAUUUGGCUGUGGAUGAGCCAAAAGAAGAGGCAUAUGAUACCCCUUCUGUAAAUUUAGUCAGGCCAGCUGAUUUGCCGGAAGUAACUGAAGUUACUGAUAGUGUUCUGGUUAUGGAUGCUUAUAAUUUGGCUGCGGAUGAGCCAAAAGAACAGUCAUAUGAUGCCCCUUCUGUAAAUUUAGUCAAGCCUGUUGAUUUGCCGGAAGUUGCUCAACUUAAAGAUGAUGUUCCGGUUAUUGAGGCUUACAGUUUGGUUGUUGGGAAGUUGACAGAGGAAACCUAUAAUUCAGUUGUGGAAACUAUCCCUGUUGUUGGGUCAGAGAAUGUAUCUAAAGAGGUGGUUCGUGCAAAUGAUAGUUCGACAGUGGAGAGUGCUAUAUGUUCUAAUUUGCUUGAAUUGGGGUUGAAGGAAAAUCGAAAAAAUGAGACUUUAGGGGUUUUACCAGUUGUGAUGGAUAUGGGAUCACAACCAAAGAAGGAUAAAGUGAUUUCGACAGCAGUUGAGAGUUCUGCAGUUUCUUCUGUUGCAACGGCCUCUUCAGCACGAGUGGAUGAAGACAAACUGUUUCCGUCAUCCAGUGUUCCAGCAGUUGAUAAUAGUAAUGGUGCAGACCUUAUAAAAGAUUCUGUGAUUAUUACUGAAGCCUCUGAUAGCCAGCCUUUGGUAGCGUCGGCCCCACGACCAGUGCAAACACCAUUCUGGAAGAGUUGUUGUGGACUGUUGGAGGUGUUUGCAAGCUCCAAUAGAUAAUUACAGAGGUGACUUGUUGGAUAGUUACCGGGGAAAGACAGGCAGAGCGCAUAAGGCAAUUGUACUUGAAAACAAUAUUAAGACAGGACAUUGCAUUCUUCGACACUGAAACUACCACCGGAGAGGUCAUUGGUAGAA
This is a messenger RNA of Camellia sinensis, 1648 nucleotides long. The record is from RefSeq and is a predicted model, not a curated record. Lineage: Eukaryota; Viridiplantae; Streptophyta; Magnoliopsida; Ericales; Theaceae.